Microtus ochrogaster (prairie vole) is the source of this 8848-nucleotide messenger RNA. RefSeq names its product GRAM domain containing 1B (gene Gramd1b). Gene Ontology annotation, biological process: intracellular sterol transport. Lineage: Eukaryota; Metazoa; Chordata; Mammalia; Rodentia; Cricetidae. Gene Ontology annotation, molecular function: cholesterol transfer activity; cholesterol binding. The record is from RefSeq and is a predicted model, not a curated record. Gene Ontology annotation, cellular component: plasma membrane; endoplasmic reticulum-plasma membrane contact site; endoplasmic reticulum membrane.
UGUGUGUGAUAAGAUGCCAAUAAAGAGAUAGGGAAUGCAUUCAUGUCAUAGAUUUUUUUUACACAAUAUAUGAAAUACUAAGUACUAGGGAAGAUUGAACUGAAGAGUGUCUCAUUCCUAGGGCAGAUGGUUUCUAAUGAAGUGGGGUUUGCCUUAGGUUGGAUGAAGGUAGGUGUCCUUCAAGAUGGAAAGGGGAGCGAGUUAGAAGAUGCCUCGGGCAAGGAUUCUUUCCCCUUUCUUUACCUUAACAGUGGCUGUCAUGUUCCUCUUAGCUGGACUCUUCGGGUCUGAGACCCAAGAAUCUGUGUUCUUUGGCAUCACUGGAGUAAUUUUUAAACAUACUAAAGUUUCAGCAUAGGAAAUUACUAGGUUUAUAAGAAGAAGGAACAUUACCCAUGCUGCAGCAGUCCAAGACCUUCCUGAUAGGGUAGGCUAGCUGGGUAGAACAGAGCUGCCUUGACUAUUUUGAGGAUCUGGGAGGAAUCCACACCCUCCCAGUCCCCACACUGUCUAUUCCCCCUCUCUACCUCUCUGCCGCGCUCAGUGAUUCUCAACCUUCCUAAUGCUGUAACUCUUUAAUACAGCUCCUCAUGCUGAGGUGACCCCCAACUGUAAAGUUAUUUUCUUUGCUUCUUUUAAACUGUAGUUGUGGUGCUUGCUGACCUGAGCCGUCAUGUAAAUAUCCGAUCGUCCACAGCCCCUGUGAAAGGGUCAUUCGAUCCCCAAAGGGGGCGUGGCCCACAGGUUGAGACCCACUGGCGUAGCACCCUUUGUGCCCCCACGGCCUGGCUGCCAUCUCUUUUUUUGACUUGUCUCCCACCUCUCACCAGGGUUCAGAAGGUCUGCUCUUACAGUUUGCCCUCAAGGUCUGAGCAGCUUGCCUGUGACUCUGCUUGGCUUUGAUCCUAUGCCUCCAUGGGGCCUAGUCCUCUGGAGAGCACCUCAGGCUGACCUCCUCUUCUCCAGACUAUCUGUCCGACUUCUCUGUGACCAGCACAUUUGGAGAGUCCCAUGUUGGCUGCUGUUGCAUCAGAGAAGUUGCCGAAUAAACAGGUUCCUUAGAGGAGACCUGUCUCUUAAGAAACCCCUGCUCUAUUCAGUCUCAAAUUUCAGAUGUCCCCAGAGCUCUGAUGCCCUGUGCGCCUCCCCUCCUCUUCCUCCACUGAGAGCCCUGGCCAGCAACUUUCCAUUGCAGGAAACAUCUGCUGAUUGAGGCCAGGCUAGGCCCCGGGGUUACUGUAGGACAUUGGCCAGGCCCAUCACCCAGAUCCUGUAACUUGAAGCAUGUGCGGGACUCUGGCCUUGCCCGCCCACCAGCCCUGCCUCCCUCCCUCAGGCCCCAGUGACUCUUAACAAAGAAGUCAUUUGCUGGCCAGCUGAAAGGAGUGCCUUCUGGAGGCAGAAGGGGUGUGUGCAGGGGUGGGGAUGAGCGCAGGCCCUGUGCUGCAGCUAAGUGGUGGCCGGGCCUGCCUGGGUGAGAGCUGUGAGUCACGGCGGUCCUGGUUUGAUGGGGGAUAGACACAUUGACUGAGCAGGCCAGUCUGUGGGGCAUAUCUGGACUAAGGAUCUGUGCCACCACGAGCCUCCCUGGAGCUCCCGAAGAGUCACUUGUGAGUCAUCCUGAGUGUGAGUAGCUAGUGGAAAUAGACCUCUGGACCGAGCUGUGGGUCACCCUGCUCUGCGGAGUUUGCCUGUUCACGUGGGGCUGCCCUUCCGCAACUCUCGGCCCGUGUUGCGUACCUGCUGUGUCUAUGUCUUCGCGCCUCACCUGGACUCCUGAGUGGCUGCACUGACCGAGGAGUAUCGCCUGACCACACCCCGUCUGGGCUGCCCCCGGACUGAAGAUGGGAAGGAUAAAGCAGAGUCCAGCUGUGGGACACUGGCCAGCCAGCCCGCUCUGAGACCCAUGCUUCUUAUAGCCUCUCAUCUGUGAGAGUUCGCACAGGGAGCACAGCUCUAAGAGAGGAUUGUCUAGACCCUCUGUGCAGAAGCCCAAGAUCACCUGGGUUCAGUCCAGGCUAGACCCACUGCUUUCAUUCUGAGAGAACCUGAGGAUCAGCGCAAGGACCUGGGGACCCUUGCCUGGGCCAUUUGUUGGGGGUGAUGGAAUCUCUGACAGAGUCUGGGGUCCUCUGGAGCCUCCUGCUGGAACGGGAUAGCCAGUCUCUGCUGUGGUACUUGAAGAGACUCGCUGACGCACCUGUUGGUGUGGAAUGCUACUGCUGGCAUGGAUCUGAGAAAAUCCCAGCUGUAUUAAGCCCCACUUACAAGCAGAGAAAUGAAGACUUCAGAAAGCUCUUUAAGCAACUUCCAGACACGGAGCGCCUCAUUGUUGAUUACUCUUGUGCACUCCAAAGAGACAUUCUUCUUCAGGGCCGACUCUACCUCUCAGAAAACUGGAUCUGCUUCUACAGCAACAUCUUCCGAUGGGAAACUUUGCUAACAGUCCGUUUGAAAGAUAUCUGCUCCAUGACUAAAGAGAAAACAGCUCGCCUCAUUCCCAAUGCCAUCCAAGUCUGUACUGAUUCAGAAAAGCACUUUUUUACUUCAUUUGGGGCCCGGGAUAGGACAUACAUGAUGAUGUUCCGGCUCUGGCAGAAUGCUCUCCUUGAAAAGCCGCUAUGCCCCAAGGAGCUCUGGCAUUUCGUCCACCAGUGCUAUGGGAACGAGCUGGGUCUCACCAGUGACGAUGAGGACUAUGUGCCUCCAGACGAUGACUUCAACACCAUGGGCUACUGUGAAGAGAUCCCUGUAGAAGAGAAUGAGGUGAAUGACAGCUCAUCCAAAAGCAGCAUAGAGACCAAGCCUGAUGCCAGCCCGCAGCUGCCCAAGAAGUCCAUCACCAACAGCACGCUGACCUCUACGGGAAGCAGUGAAGCCCCUGUCUCGUUUGAUGGCUUGCCGCUGGAGGAAGAGGUGAUGGAGGGUGAUGGGUCCCUGGAGAAGGAGCUUGCCAUCGACAACAUCAUAGGAGAGAAGAUCGAGAUCAUUGCACCUGUGACCUCCCCUUCGCUGGACUUCAACGACAAUGAGGAUAUCCCGACCGAGCUCAGUGAUUCUUCAGACACCCAUGAUGAAGGAGAGGUGCAGGCCUUCUAUGAGGACCUGAGUGGAAGACAGUAUGUGAACGAGGUCUUCAACUUCAGCGUGGACAAACUCUACGACCUGCUCUUCACCACCUCGCCCUUCCUCCGGGACUUCAUGGAGCAGCGGCGCUUCUCUGAUAUCAUCUUCCAUCCGUGGAAAAAGGAGGAGAAUGGAAACCAGAGCCGCGUGAUCCUCUACACGAUCACCCUCACUAACCCCCUGGCUCCCAAAACCGCCACUGUCAGGGAGACACAGACCAUGUACAAAGCGAGUCAGGAGAGUGAAUGCUACGUGAUAGACGCCGAAGUCCUUACCCAUGACGUGCCAUACCACGAUUACUUCUACACCAUCAACCGCUACACCCUCACCCGCGUGGCCCGGAACAAGAGUCGACUCAGGGUUUCCACAGAGCUCCGCUAUCGAAAACAGCCCUGGGGCUUUGUCAAAACUUUCAUCGAGAAGAACUUCUGGAGCGGAUUGGAGGACUACUUCCGCCAUCUAGAGUCUGAGCUAACCAAAACAGAGAGUACCUACCUGGCUGAGAUGCACAGACAGUCACCCAAGGAGAAGGCCAAUAAGUCUUCAGCGGUACGGAGGAGGAAGCGCCCCCAUGCCCACCUGCGGGUACCUCACCUGGAAGAGGUGAUGAGCCCUGUCACCACACCCACUGAUGAAGAUGUGGGCCACAGGAUCAAGCACGUGGCAGGUUCCACGCAGACGCGGCAUAUCCCCGAGGACACACCCAAUGGUUUUCACCUACAAAGUGUGUCCAAGCUGCUGCUGGUUAUCAGCUGUGUUCUGGUGCUGCUGGUCAUCCUUAACAUGAUGCUCUUUUACAAGCUGUGGAUGCUGGAAUACACCACACAGACCCUCACUGCCUGGCAGGGUCUCAGGCUCCAAGAAAGGUUACCCCAGUCACAGACAGAAUGGGCCCAGCUGUUAGAAUCCCAACAAAAGUAUCAUGAUACUGAGCUCCAGAAGUGGAGGGAGAUCAUCAAAUCCUCAGUGAUGCUCCUGGACCAGAUGAAGGACUCACUCAUCAACCUUCAGAAUGGCAUAAGGUCCCGAGACUACACGUCUGAAAGCGACGAGAAGAGGAACCGCUAUCAUUGACAAGGCAGGACCAGGGGUGGCUGCAAGAGGCCUGUGCAAUACAUGUACAUAGACCCUAUAAAUAUAUAUAAAUAUAUAUAUAUAUAUACAGAAUAUAAAUAUAUAUUAUAUACAGAUUUUAAAAAAUGAGAUAAUGCCUAUGUACCAGGGAGAAGGAGCGGGAACUCCCGCCCCCUGUGCCGGCCAGAGCAGCGUUUUUCCCUCCACCGUGGAGGGACCGAGGAGGGCAGGGACCACCUCUCAGCACCAACCUCCCCUGACCCUCCUCUUCCCAUCUUCUGUUCCUCACCCCUUCCCUUGCUGGCCAUUCUCGGCCCUUAGAAGGGAAAUGUGGCUGAGCCAAAGUUAAUGCCUGUGAAGACCCUUGGAUCUUCAAAGACGUUCCAAGAGGGCAUUGCUUACGGUGCUUCAUUCCCUAACCCUCUUUUGAUUUGUCUCUAGAGUAAAAGAGAACCUGUUCUUCCCCCCACCCAGUGCUUCCCCAGGCCUUCUCUUGGGAACAGGAAGAAUGGAGAGGGCAGGAGCCCCAUCCAAAGUCCCCCAGGAGACCAUUGGUUAGAACCACUCUGAGAGCCAGGUGGCGAGGACCGAAGAGGCUGCAUUCGUGGGCCUGGGCUGUGGGGCUGCAGGCUCCUCAGCCCUGGCAUCUGAAGGGAAUCCUCCUCAGCCACCCCCACACCUUCUUCUGUCCUGAGUAGGUUGUGGAACCCACAAGGGCUGGGACUUUCUAACUCUCCCGCUCCCUUUCUCUCUGCUCUUCUCCCAGGCUGGCUCUGGAGAAGUGUCAUUUUUUAGUGCCUAAAGUCCUAUUGUUUCUCUGUGCCCUAAGAGCACAUUGUUUCUUAGCCAGGGUGGAGCCUUUUUGACCUUGUUUUAAAAAAACAAAACAAAACAAAACACAAAAACCUCUUUUAGUGGUUAUAUAAACCAGUCAGGUCUGUGGCUCUAAUUCUUUCCCUUUGAGCUGUGAGUUUGAUGUCCAGGGUAAGUCAGGGUGUCUUAGUCCCUCCAGGCUUUAGGAGACAAAGAACAUUCUAGAAACAUGGAUUACAGGGCUUGCCCAGAAUCUCAUAUGAGUAGUGAGCACAGUAGCCAAGCCACUGAGAGGGCUAACAGCAUCCUUAACUCUUGGUAAAGAACCAGUGUUAGCAAUAGAGGCAGUUGUGCGGGGAAAAUGUGUGAGCCACCAGAGGGAGGAUUUGGCACAGAUGCAUAUGUUUGGUUAGGGAGAGGCCACCUCAGUUCUGUUUCUCAGGUUUAGGAGUGGCAGCUCUGAUGGGUAUGUGUGUACAGAUCUCUUUAUAAUCUCUGGCCCCGAUGAGCUAUAAAGUCACCAAGAAAUAAAAGGAAGAUGCUACGUUAGGAACUUGAGCCAGUCAGGGCCUGACCUUCUUAAUGUUAGCCCAUCAGGACUCAGGCUUUUACAUGAUCUCAAGGAGCCUUUCUCGGCAGAUUCAUCAUCUUCCCUUAGAGUGUCUCCUGCUCUUCCAUCAGAUGACUCAAGGACCCCUGCCAGCCCCAGGCAGAGCUCAUGUUGGUCCAUGGUAGUAAAUAAAUACUUCCAGGUUCUCUGAGCUGGCCACUUCUCAAGUCCAGAGGAAGACAGAACCACAGAUUUCCCAGAGCAUCAGUACAAAGGGAGCAAGACGGUGCUGGUUAUCGACGCCAAAGAGAAAGUUACCUUCUCCUCUUAGCAUUGUCAGAACAUUCCAUCUGGGCAGCGAAAGAAAGAAAGGCAUUGAUAAUGCAGUGUCCUGGAGAAAUAGGCUUUGGUGUUUCUUGAAGGGCAGAAUCAGAAAAUAGGAUGUAACCCUGGAUCAACCUCUGAUGACGGGAGAAGAAGGCUCAGUGCCUAGCUAGCAUCGCUAGCCAGGAAAGCAGGGGUGAAGAAAUGCAUUCAGUGUUCCUUUAGAGUAGGGUUUUGAGGGCUUUGCUGGUGAUGAUCUAGACCCACGAGCCCUGAGACAAAGAAGGGAGAAUGGUCCCAUUUGAAAUGGCUAGGCAGUUUCCUCUUGGAAUAACCAGAACCUGAAAGUAUUCCCAGAAACUUUUUAAAAACAAAAUUGGAAACUCCAAAUUUAUUGCGUUUGUCGUUAUUUACUUAUUCAGAUGAAUUCAAAGGUAUUCACUGGGGGUGGUGAGGAGCCAAGUAAAGUAACAGAAGCCCUGACUACAGAGAGCUGCUUUUCUUUGACCCGCAGGAUCAUUUAGAGAAGGAAAACCCCUGAUUUGUCCUAGAGAGCCUUCUGUUUUCUGAUGGACCCAGAUGAUAUACGUGUGAGGAAUACUAGCUUUCCUGUGAGUUGCUUUUGUCUUAGCUUGGGCUUUUAAACCAGGAAGAAACCAACAACUCAGUUUGUUCCCAAACACAAACCCCUUCCCACCCUUAGUCAAUACUUUGUGAGAGAGAAGGGAACUCGCUCUUUAGCAACCAAAGCAAGUGCCCUAGACGAUAGCCCAAGCAAAUAGCUAGCUGUCUGCAGGAGGUCAUGGAAGCUGGCAUGCCUUGGGUGCCUUCUUCCAGCUGGCAGGUUUUCUCUGUUUGUCCGUUGUAGAUAUGUAUUGAUCUUUCUGUAUGGAUUUGUAGGCAAGACAGUCAAGUGCUUUCGCUGGAUCAAGAGUGGCGAGAUCUGGGCUUGAGUCUUGACUGUUCUGUUGGAAAGUUGUGCGGCCUUGGUUAAGUCCCCAUCACCGAGCUUCACGAUCCACUUGUCACAGAAGAGGAUCAGCAAAUGACCUCUAAUGUAGGGUCUAAGUUUGACCUUGACUCUGAGAUUAGACCAGGGACUAGUGAGAUGUGGAGUUCCCAAUUCUGAAAGCUGUCCCGCCAGGGACAACAACAACAGCUUCGCUCUUGACUAGGAGGUCUAGGGGUUCCCAGUGGCAGGGAUAGCCUUGUUUAGCGUUAACCCAGGAGAACGUUCCUUCCUCCUUUGGCCUAGGUUUAGUUUGGGGUUGGUUUAUGCUUAGAGGAGGAUAAUGGCAAGAAGUGUAUCAUUUUGGACCGAGUCCAUCUUCCAUCUCCAGGCACUGUGAAUCCUCUCUACUGUUCAUCCUCCUUCCUCACUGACGGAAGACACAAUGGGAAGAAGCCAUUCCCAGUUCUAGAACUUGUGUUUUGCUCAGCCAAAACCCUGAUGUGGUUUGCAUAAAUUAGGAAACUUUUGCUAAAAUCCUUGGCUUGCCUUUGGGCCCUGGCAUCAAGGAGUGGGGAGCACCGGGGAACCUCAAGAAGAAUUUGCCACAAGUGGAUUCUUUCCUUGUCCAUAGCCCCUCACCUAUGCUGGGACUGGCCUACUGUUAUCAUAGGUGCCAUCUGUAAGAUGAGGUGUUGGGGACAUGACUGGCUAGGGGAAGACUCUUUCUGGACAGUUGUGAUCCCAGAAGGGUCCUUUCUGGGCCAUACCAUCCCGCUUUCUUAGCUCUGCAGGGCAGCCAAAGCCAGCCCUUCUCUCCAGGGCCUAGGAGAAAUAGCACUCUUCCCUCUUCCCCCAGGUGGUAGGGCUGUGGUGGCCCUUCCUACACACCUGGACUCUGCCUGCCCUCUCCAGGACUCUCUCCCUCACCCCAACCCCACCCCUGUCUCUAAGCUAUGGGGCAAUCAUUCCCAUUUUCCCUUUGCUGUUCUCUGCUCUCGUCCCUCCACCCUCGCCUCACUCCAGCAGGCUGGCCCUACUCCCUUCCAUCUCCGAGUCUUCUUCCAGAAGAUGCAUUUGGGUCUCAGAGGAGUGUUUUCUGGAAGGCCAUCUUUCCACAUCCCUGCAUUCCUGAUGUGAAUCAGGGAUUUGCACUUGGUGUAGAGAGCCUCCUCUCCCACCUCUCUGCCCCACCUCGUUACCUCACACCUGCUCCAGCCAUUGUGAUGGGCUCAGCCAGCCACCUGUUCUGAUGUGCCGUGGAACAGCUCAGGGGUCUUGUGACUUGGAGGUCCUCAGCAGGCCUGGGAGCCCGGAUUGGAGCCUUGGCUGCCGGUGAGAUGCACUUACCUGCCAAGAUUUGCUGAUGCCAGACGAUCUCCCCAGCAUGUGAAUGCUAAAUGGACAUUGUCAUCUCUGCCCUUUGGUCCUCCUUGCUUCUCUCAAUACAUUAAGACACCUCAGAAGCAAAAUGGCGGCCCUUGCUCCAGGCAGGACAUCCGGCCGUCUGGGGAGUUGGCCCUGGGCUUCUGUGUGGUGUGCAAAGACUGCACAGUCACUUUUGCCAACAAGAAUGUGUGGCACCCCACAUUUCCUCACCUUGCACUCUAGGGCCAGACCACUCUCUGCAUGGACCAGACCCCCAAACCCAUGGUGCUUUUUUUCUCCCCUCACUCAACCUAGACCCUGAGGUGGGGAGAGAUGGAUCAGAGGCCAUAGUGGCCCCAUGGAUAUUCCCGACAUGGGGUGGAAUAGGGUGAGGUAGAGGGAGCAGCACCCAGCACCUGCACUGGACCACAAGUCGGAAAGAACACGGGUUGCUUGCAGUUGAGUUGUCUGGCCGUCUGUAUUGGGAUCGAUAACUGUACUUUGCCUGGCGCUGUGCGCAAGGUCUGAAAACUUCCUGCUAGUCCCUAGAAACAUACAAGGCUACCCAGCAAAAUCUUAAUGUAAAGUAGCUAGAGCCAUGGAAGUCCAGUCUGAAUUAAAGGAAAAAAGUAUUGAAUUACAAA